Messenger RNA from Paramacrobiotus metropolitanus, 3892 nucleotides. RefSeq names its product sortilin-related receptor-like. Gene Ontology annotation, molecular function: peptidase inhibitor activity; protein binding; serine-type endopeptidase activity. The record is from RefSeq and is a predicted model, not a curated record. NCBI's taxonomy places the organism in Eukaryota, Metazoa, Tardigrada, Eutardigrada, Parachela, Macrobiotidae. The coding region runs from base 309 to 2684 and encodes 791 amino acids. Gene Ontology annotation, cellular component: extracellular region; membrane. Gene Ontology annotation, biological process: proteolysis. The transcript is spliced from 11 exons.
UUCAUUCUCAUUAACAUUGUUUGUUCACAAGUGUUGAGCAACGGGCAUACACAAUUAUUUAUUAAUCUCAGCUAUUAAUAACAUACGAUUCAAAAAAUCGCGGAAGCGGUUUCAUAAGUUUUAGUCCGUAAGUUAUAACACAGUGUACUUGAUGGAAGCAAAUAGCGCAAAAUAAUAUGUAUUGUAUGCAUGGAGUACCAGCACAAUAACUCUUUGAUGGUGUCUUGCAGAAUUAUAAUUAUGGGCAUGGAAAGUGACAAUUUAAUAGAAAGUUUUUGUUUUUAGAACUUUUUUACUACUUAAUAAUCAUGGCUUUGAAAUUUUACAAUGUGUGCAGCAUGCCCUUGGUACUACAGCUUGUGGUAUUAAACAUUUUAGUAAGGGGUCAGAAUUUAGGUUUGGAAAAACCAGGCCGAUGUGCUUCCGUUAGCGGAAAAUGCAGUGCCGGUCCAAGUCCUAGUAGCCGCUGUUUCUUUCAUUUUGAAUGCCCAGGGAAACAAUUGUGUUGUUCUAUCGAUGGAUGCAUUAAUGCUUGUGUCGAUCCUGUUCUGAAUUUUAAUGAUUCUCGUAUAAGUGACCUUUUGUCUAGAUCUGAUAUGCUGCUGUCUGCUGCUGAUAAUGCGUAUGUUCUGAACCCAAAUGUGGUCCAAAAGGGUCCAUAUUUAAAAUGCAAAGCCGGGUUGCUGAUCAAAACUUCUUACCGGUGUAACGGGAAGAACGAUUGUCCGGACGGUGACAAUUCAGAUGAAAUGGAUUGUCCAUGUUCUGCGGAUGAGGUUUUGUGUACCAACGGAUUAUGCGUCAAUUUGGCAGCAGUCUGUUUACCAACCGGAACACGAAAUGGUCUAUGUUCCGUGCCGAGCUUAAACUGCUCUAGUAUAAACUGUUCCAGCUCUGACCAUUUCCGGUGCAACAAUGGACAAUGUGUUCCGCUGAACAAUCGCUGCGAUGGGAUCUUUUCCUGUCUGGAUGGAAGCGACGAACAGGACUGCGCUUGCAGCAGUGGAAAUUUUAACUGCGAUGAUGGUUUAUGUAAAUCGCUACUGAAUGUUUGGUGCAAUGGCGCAGCUGAUUGCUCCGACCGUUCCGAUGAAUCUGCAAACUGCUCCUGUAUACCGGGGCAGUUUACAUGCACGAACGGUCGAUGUAUACCGCAAUACAAAAAAUGCGAUUUUAUAGACGACUGCUUAGACGGAUCGGACGAAACCGACUGCACAGUGAAAUGCACGGCGUCCAAUAAACUGUUUCAGUGUGGCAGCGGUCAGUGCAUCCCCGUUUAUUCCCAGUGCGAUGGGUUUCCUGAUUGUCAAGAUGCAUCGGAUGAGAGCAACUGCGUGGACAAUAAACCAAACAACUGCCAUCGUGCCGGGUAUUUUUCCUGUGGAAAUUCGUCUUCCACUGUCGAAAAGUGUGUGCCGUUGUCGGCUUGGUGUGACGGUGUCACGGAUUGUCCUGAUCACACCGAUGAGCCGCUGUUUUGUUCGACAACAUGUCCAAACGCUUCGAUGUCCUGUGAUGGAGGCCGAUGCAUAUCACUGGCUAGCAAAUGCGAUGGCAAAGUGGACUGCACAGAUAAAACUGACGAGAGCGGAUGUCAGUGUCAGGAAAACGAGCUGCCGCUUCCAAACAGCGCUUGCCUGGCUAGGGACAAAUUCUGCAACGGCGUGCGGGAUGCCGCUAAUGGUUUGGAUGAAGAACAGUGCAGAGCGUGUAAAGAGCGAUUAGCACAAAAUUUCCCGGGGAAAUUAUGUGACGGGAUAAUCGACUGUCCGGACGCAUCGGACGAACUGUUCUGCGGACACUGCACGACAGCGCAGUUCUUUUGUCAGAAAUCCCACCAAUGUAUUUUUCGUAAUCAGACCUGCGACGGCUAUCCCGACUGCAAUCCCUACGGCGAAGAUGAAGAGACAUGUCUGGGCGUUACUCCAGCGCCGUGUCACAUUGAUGCCGAUAUGACCAGCAUUCAGUCGGAACGUGCCGGCUGUUUGACUGUGCGCAAUCGCGGCGAAUGGAUGCCGGUGUGUGCGGAGCGCUGGCUAAGCUCCUUAUCCGAUGCCAUCUGCGAAAUUAUGGGCUACGAUAAAUCUCUAUCGACCAACCUUGUUCCUAUGGAGCCGGGUGAAAUCCCGGAAAGACCGCUGAAGAUGCCCCGGCAAUUUGACGGAGCGCAGCUGGUCAUUAGCGCUGCCUUUAGUUGUCCAUCGCGGAAGAAGGUCUACUUGGAAUGCGGUUCACUGCUGUGUGGGCAGAGUUUACCUGAUAAUGGCUUACCCAAAUAUAUAACCGGUUACAACAAAGUUGCCGCUGGAGAACAUCCCUGGAGUGCGCUCUUAUAUCAGGAUGGGAAAUAUAUCUGUUCGGCGGUGAUAGUGGACGCCGAAUGGGUGUUGACCUCGGCCAAAUGUGUCGCGACCAUCGAUUUGGCUUCCAGUUUUGUUGUAGUCCGCGUCGGCAUGAUACGUCGCUUUUCGCGCAAUGCUAAUGAGCAAUUUCUUCCGGUGGAUUUUAUCGCUAUGCAUCCAAAUUUUACUGUCAGUAUUAAUCCGGAAAUCGCAACGGCUGAUGCGGAUUUAGCGCUCCUGCACCUCGCGGUUCCGGUCCACUGGAAUGCCUUCGCGAAGCCGGUGUGUUUACCACGCAGUUCGGAUCCCCAGAAAGUAUUACUCUUACCGGAUGGGGAGUAGUUAUGGGGCAAAGCGUUUUUUCCAACGAAGAUGCCAUGCAACAGGUGACUGUCAAUGCCAUAAACUCGACAUUCUGCCAAAAAAAUCCGUUUCUUGGAAAAAAGCUUGACUGUUAAUUCAUUUUGUGCAAAUUUUUCCGGAAUCAGUCCAGGGAACUGCACAACAGACCACGGCGGGCCGGCAUUGAACAAGGACUAUUAUGGACGGUGGAGCGUGGUGGGUGUGGCGAGCUUCAUGUUAGGCUGCAACCAAACGGGAGCUGUUGUUGGUCUGGUCAAUGUUGCAAAGCACCGAACAUGGAUAACCGAUGUUAUGACUAAAAGUGCUCCAACGAAGACAUUAAGCGACAAAUUAUGCAUGAACGGAUACAGAUGCGAAGUCGGAAGCUGUAUAAAUCCCAGUCAACGGUGCGACGGCACGACUGAUUGUCCACUGGGCUCAGAUGAAUACAACUGUCUGCACACCGCUUUUCAGCAAAAUCAAACAGGCAGCUGCAAUUUUUCGGAUGCGUCUCUUUGCGGAUACCGGCAGGACAUAAGCGAUACGCUCGACUUCUAUCGUGGAAACGUUGGGGAUUCCAGUUUUCCCAUUAACCGCGAGAAAUGGCUGUUGAGUUUCAGCGGAAGUUUUCUAUACAUCAGCAGCUUAAUGAAUAACGGCGGGAAAGGAGCCACGGCCAGGCUGAUAUCGCCACGAAUCAAUCCUAUCGCGUCGGCUCGAUGUCUGAAAGUAAAUUUUCUAGCUGGGAACGGGAGUUUGACUGUCUACGAUUACGCCGAUCCCACUCGGAUGUACACGAUACCUAAGAUAGGUGACGAUGCUACACCGUCAUCGACACAGUGGGUACUGCCACAAAAUACUUCCUUGUUUGUGUUGGAGGCGAAACUCACCGCGGAUAAAGACGCUUUCGUAGCGAUGGGAGAUAUCGUACUGGACGCCGGUAGUUGUCCAAGUUAACUAUUCAGCAGCCAAUAGUCACGGAAAUUAUAGCCUUAGAAACAUUCUUAAAUUUUUAUUCACUGUUGUAUGAUAAGUCCACAACAGACGUUGGUGAAGGUGCUGACACGUAGUUUCCCAAUGGUUUUUUAUAGUUUGCAUUAUUUACAUGACGAUGAUGAAAUGAUACCAGAUCUGUCUUGUACCAUGCCAUGCGUGUACUACUGUAUCUUGUUUUAAACUCUGUGCCAUCGUAAUGGCAAGAGCAGAAU